UGGGAACCCUGGAGUAGAGGGCGGGCCCGGUGCCCCUAAACCUCCCAACUCCUGAUCAGACACAGGUGGAGUUGAUCCAGACUUGAGGGAAGACAUGAGUGAGCAAUCUGCCAAUAAGCGCAGGACCGGCAAGGUAAAGGUAGAGGAGGAACUUUGUCAUACCUGAUACAGGUAAGGAGUGCCUUCAUGACCCACUUAGUUCAGAAAUCUGUGUUCAGAAACAAAGCAUAAGAAGGGAACACCAUGUUACCAAAAACCAAGGUAAUUGGGGCCCAGUAUUUUCAUAUUAGUCUUGGAUGAUAUGCUUUAUAUUUGUAAACCUGCCUAGUAUAAAUAGAGGUAGAUUUGGGGCCUUAUUUUGGGAACAUAUCUUCUGCAUAAAGUGAAAAGAACAUGCUAUGAGAACCUGCAUCUCAGAACGAUUGAGGAUGUAUUAGCUCUCUCCUGUACAAGACUGUUUUGUCUAUAGACAAUACAUUGGUAAUUUGGUCUCUUGACCAUUUUUAAUAUUGAAACCCAAGUGUUGUCAAAAUUAAUUGGCUAUACAUUUUAAUCAAUACAAUGACACAAAACAAGAUGAAAUUCACAAAUUGACACACUGUCACAAGGUGAAGUAUUCGGGGUGCAUUCGCAGAACUUGAAAUACAUUCAGCUAACAAAAUUAACUUUUUUUAAUUUGGGGAUCAUUAAUAAUCGGGAUUUUUUAAACUGGCUUUCAGGCAUUCAGGUCUCUUAAUUAUUAAUAAUGAGAUAGAGGGUGUUAAGAUGAGCUGUCUUUGUCAACCUCCCUUUUCUACCCUCCUGUAGUUUACAGACAAAGAGCUAUGACCCUCUGACAACUGUUAUUUAUACCUCAGAUUAUUUAGCAAACAGGCACAUUAUAGUAUGUAGGGAUUUAGUCCUUGAAUAAAAAGGCUCAUGAAGUCAGACAUCUUGUGGCUGAGACUCUUUUCUUUCUCUUUUGUAGUAAGUUUGUGUGUUAUAACGGAACAUCUCAGCUGGAACACUCUAUUCCUGUUUGUGUUGCAUAUAUCAAAAGAGCUCACUGAAAACACUGAAGCCUUGAAAACCAAAAUGUCAGAGCUUAGACUGUACUGUGACCUCCUUGUUCAGCAAGUGGAUAAAACUAAGGAAGCUAGCAUUUGUGGUGUAUCAGAAUCCGAGAAUGGAAUUGAUAUGGGAGCUCUCUUGAAAUCAACAUGUAACACCUUCCUGAAGACUCUUGAAGAAUGUAUGCAGAUUGCAAAUGUGACCUUCUCUUCUGAGUUAAUACAUCACACCCCAUCAGGAUCUCCACACUUGGCUGUUCUCAAAUCAAACAAGGUAACCCCUCCUAUCUCCUUCAGUAGCACUACAGCAGAAAGGCAGAUGGAAUUGAACAGUUGUGAAAAUGGCUCCGUUAAGGCAGAAAUUAAUCCUUGUGACCAAACCCUGAUUAACACUCUGAUACCCUCACAUCUGAAAUCUAACGAGGGAGACUGUGACGUUUCAGCUGAGAAGCAUGUUGAAAAGAAGUUGACAGGUGAUGAAGUUAAAGACAAUGGAGAAAGCAAGAUGGUGCCCAUAGAGGGCAACAGUGCCAACGAGUCGCUGCAUUUGGCAAUGGAUUCCAUAAGUGGACCAGCUCAAUCACACGGGGGAGAAGGAAAAGAAGAGGAUUUACCUACCUUCUUCAGUGUCAUGAACAAUAGGUUUAGUGACAUUGAGCUCCAGGAGGGUGACGGCAUACCCACAGAGGAAUUUCUGCAAUCGUGUUACGCGAUCGUGCCAGUCUUGGACAAACUUGGACCAACAGUCUUUGCUCCUGUUAAAAUGGAUUUUGUAGGUAAUAUCAAGAAAAUAAAUCAGAAAUAUAUAACCAACAGAGAAGAGUUCAACACUCUCCAGAAGAUAGUGCUGCAUGAAGUGAGUGCUGAGGUAGCACACGUUAGAAACUCUGCAACAGAGGCACUUUUGUGGCUAAAAAGAGGCCUAAAGUUUUUGAAGGGAUUUUUGACAGAAGUUAAGAAUGGAGAAAAGAAUAUUCAAACAGCUCUGAACAACGCUUAUGGCAAGACGUUACGGCAGCAUCACGGCUGGGUUGUGCGAGGGGUUUUUGCGUUGGCUUUAAGGGCAGCACCAACAUAUGAAGACUUUGUGGCAGCACUGUCUGUGAAGAAGUGUGAUGAUCAGGAAGAAGCUUUUUAUAAUGCAAUGCAGAGAGACCUCAACAUUUACUUGCCAGCCAUGGAAAACCAGCUGAAUAUCUUGGACACUCUCUAUGAAGUACAUGGUUUGGAGUCAGAGGAGGUGGUAUAAUCACAGUGACACAGUACCUCAUAACUUCAGGCACUGCAUUUGUUAACAAGCUUUUCUGAAUGCCGUUUCUCUUCAUUGUAUCUUUCCUUUGCAUGGGAGGUGGAGGAAUCGGUGUGUGUGUGUGUGUGUAUUUUUAAUCUUGUUUGUGUUUAAAUGAAGAGGUGCUGUUUCUUUUAAGGCCACAACUGUCUGCAUGGUGAAAACCUUUAGGCUAAAUAAUUCUUCUUUUUUACAUGAAUGUAACAGAGCAGAAUUGGGCCUUCUUGCUCCAAUGCAUAGUACUGGCACCACACGUGUGGAGGGGCAGCUUUGAUGGGAGCACAGAUGCUGUGCUGAUGUCACCAUUUUGCCCUUACCCUUUUCUGUGCCUGUCCAAGCUGUGAUGCUAGUCUCCAUUUCCCUGGUCUUCUCUCCAUCUGUGUUAGUGGCGGGGCAGGGCUAGUGAGAGCUGUGCUGCACAGAUAGCAGAAAAGAGGGCAGUAGAACUCUCUACUUUAUUAACUGAGUGGUUAGUCUGGUCCCAUCUUGAGGUAAAUUUGGGUUGCAUCCUUGUGUUUUAUACUGGUGACUUGAUUUUACUCGCAGCCCUGUUUUAAAAAAAUGUAAAGACUGUUACUGCAAGUGUUGCCUUGAUGGCCAGAGUCCCUGGGCCUCCCCUAAGGGUCAGCCUGUCACAAUAGGGAUGCUCUCCCUGUGUUGUCCUUGGUACUCUCCACCUCCUCACAGGUCCAUGAAAACAGGAUUGUCUGUUCCAGUGCUACUAGGCACCUGCUCCUGGAGCUGUGAGGGAGUGCGUGUGUUUGUGUGUGUCAGAGAGAGAAGGAAAGAUAAUCCUUAAAUUCACUGUGACACCAGCCUUGUUGUUAAUGUCCCAGCAGGGGUAGGCCUCUACUUGGCAGAGGGAGAGAAGGUUGUCAAGAUGCAUCACCUUGAUCUUGGUACUAGUAGCAUGAGUGCUUCCUUUGCCCUUGUGUGGUUAACAAGGCUUUAGUGCUCAGUGCUGGAGCCAUUGGGCCAAAUCCUCAGUUGGUGUAAAUUGGCAAAGCCCAGGAGCGGCACCAAGGUUUUUGGCACCCUGGGCACAAGGCCGGCUCUCUGGUCCCGCGG
Molecule: messenger RNA, 3405 nt
Organism: Chelonoidis abingdonii (Abingdon island giant tortoise)
Lineage: Eukaryota; Metazoa; Chordata; Testudines; Testudinidae
Source: RefSeq, a predicted model, not a curated record